This is a messenger RNA of Balaenoptera acutorostrata (minke whale), 2389 nucleotides long. It is a transcript of the gene ID4, whose product is annotated as inhibitor of DNA binding 4. The coding region runs from base 407 to 892 and encodes 161 amino acids. Gene Ontology annotation, molecular function: protein dimerization activity; transcription regulator activity. Gene Ontology annotation, biological process: negative regulation of transcription by RNA polymerase II; circadian regulation of gene expression; cell differentiation. The record is from RefSeq and is a predicted model, not a curated record. NCBI's taxonomy places the organism in Eukaryota, Metazoa, Chordata, Mammalia, Artiodactyla, Balaenopteridae. The transcript has 3 exons. Gene Ontology annotation, cellular component: nucleus; cytoplasm.
GCGGCGGGCCGUGCGAGAGCGUAGCGGAGGUGCGGUUGUGAGUCGGUGCCCGGAGCGGGGAAACCUCGGGCUCGGGGGAGCGCAGCGGCGGGGGUCGGGUUGGAGGUCCGAAGGGAGUGACUAGGGAACCCGGUGGGCUGCUUUCCUUCCGGUGCUUUUGAUUUUUCUUGCCUUUUGGUCUCGGCUGAGUGUCGCCCAUUGAGCAGAGAUCCCCUCGCAAAACCCGGAGCGACCCUCCCGUCAAUUGUUGGGCGCGGAAUCGCCGGGAGCUUUGCGGUGCCCCGAGCGCGGACCAAGCGCGCGGGGCGCGAAGGCAAGGGGAGCGGAGCCGGUCGCGGGCGGGGGCCUGGAGCUUGCCUGCCUCCCUCGCUCGCCCCACCGGGUCCGCUCGCGCAGGGCGCGCGCGAUGAAGGCGGUGAGCCCGGUGCGCCCCUCGGGCCGUAAGGCGCCGUCGGGCUGCGGCGGCGGGGAGCUGGCGCUGCGCUGCCUGGCCGAGCACGGCCACAGCCUGGGCGGCUCGGCGGCCGCGGCGGCCGCGGCGGCGGCAGCGCGCUGCAAGGCGGCCGAGGCGGCGGCCGACGAGCCGGCGCUCUGCCUGCAGUGCGAUAUGAACGACUGCUACAGCCGCCUGCGGAGACUGGUGCCCACCAUCCCGCCCAACAAGAAAGUGAGCAAAGUGGAGAUCCUGCAGCACGUUAUCGACUACAUCCUGGACCUGCAGCUGGCGCUGGAGACGCACCCGGCUCUGCUGAGGCAGCCGCCGCCGCCGGCGCCGCCGCACCACCCGGCCGGGACCUGUCCGGCAGCGCCGCCGCGGACCCCGCUCACGGCGCUCAACACCGACCCGGCCGGCGCGGUGAACAAGCAGGGCGACAGCAUUCUGUGCCGCUGAGCUUAGCUGCCCAGGUGUGCGGCCGCCUGAGCCCGAGCCAGGAGCGCAAGAAAGGGAGGGGGAAGAGCAGAAGUUAGAGAAAAAGCCACCGGAGGAAAGGAAAAAAACAUCAGCAAAUCCUAGAAACGUUUCACUCGUCAUUCCAAGAGAGAGAGGGAAGAAAAAUAAAACUUUCAUCCUUUUUUUUUUUUGCACGUUCAUAAACAUUCUACAUACGUAUUCUGUUUUGUUUCGUUUAUAACCGCUGUAAAUUGUACAUUUCUGUGUUUUUUGGAGGUGCAGUUAAACUUUUUAAGCUUAAGUGUGACAGGACUGAUAAAAGAUAAAGAGCAAAUCCGACUUUUAGAAACCUACUUUGUGACCAAGGAGCUCAAUUUUUGUUUUGAAGCUUUACUAAUAUACCAGAGCAUUGUAGAUAUUUUUUUUUUACAUCUAUUGUUUAAAAUAGAUGAUUAUAAGGGGGCAGGGAACUUUCUAUUCCCUGCAGGAAUGUUACAUAUUGUAUAGUUAACUGAGUGACAUUUCAUACCAUGUAUAUAUAGAGAUGUUCUAUAAGUGUGAGAAAGUAUAUGCUUUAAUAGACUACUGUAAUUAUAAGAUAUUUUUAAUUAAAUAUUUUUUUGUAAAUAUUAUGUGUGUGUUUUUUUUAAUCUAUGGGAAUAUUUCUUUUGGAAAAUUAUUUUCCAGCUCAGUUGAAGAGCUCUUGGUAUCUUGAAUGUCUUUUCUGUUUGGCCUGGCUUUUAAUUUGUUUUUGUUUUGCCCAGUGUCCUGUAGACUCGGAAGUAAGUUAUAGAGCUAGUGGUCCUGCAUGACUGCAUGAGAUGUUUAAUCACAAAAUAAACUUGUUCUGAGUCCAUUCAAAUGUGUUUUCUUUAACCUAGAUUGAAAUCUUUGUAUUUGAAGCAUACAUGUUGAUAAUAUGCUUUAUCAGUUUUUAAGUACAGGGUUUGAUAGUGUAAUAUAUAAAGAGUAAGUGUGUUUUUUGUUUUUUAACUGAGGUCAAAAUGGAUUCUGAAUGAUUUUGCUUACAGGAUGGGGAAAUGCUUGGAUCCUUACGAGUUUAGGAAAUCUGUUUUAAUCAAAGUGAAAAAAUGCUUAUCAUUCUUCAUUUUACACUAAAACUUAAUGUCACUAAGUUUCAUGUCUGUACAGACUAUUUAAAUCAUAGAAAUGAAAAAUGUUCUCUGCUUGCUACCAAAGGACAAACUCUUGGAAAUGAACACUUUCUGCUUUCCUUCCUCCAAAGAAUAUUAAUAGGCAACAGUGGGAGAAAAAAAUUUGAAAGGCAUAAUGGCAAAUCCUUCAAGCAGGGGUAAAAGUCGAUCUUCAAACAUUAACUUUAAGUAGACCAAAAAUUCUGAUGACCACAUCUAGAUUAUUUUUUUAUAAAAAUGAUUUUCACUAUAGCUAUGUUAGUUAACCGCUAAACUACUGUCCAAUCUCUUGUGAUGUGCAACUUUUACAUGUGAAUAUUAAAGUAGAUUUAUCUGUCUUGUA